Lingula anatina is the source of this 734-nucleotide messenger RNA. RefSeq names its product sarcoplasmic calcium-binding protein-like. The record is from RefSeq and is a predicted model, not a curated record. NCBI's taxonomy places the organism in Eukaryota, Metazoa, Brachiopoda, Lingulata, Lingulida, Lingulidae. Gene Ontology annotation, molecular function: calcium ion binding.
AUGGGAAUAGAAUACUCCCUCUACGACCCCAUUGUUUUCAAUAUCUUGUAUGCCAUCUUGAGACUUUUUGCCUCUGUUUUGUGCUUGCAUAAUUCGACCAGGUUUGAAUGUGAUGAAUCUCAUGGCUUGGUGAUGAUAACAUCAACAGCAAUAUCAUUGAUGAUGAUGUCUGGCGUUCCAUUUCCCGAGUUCUGGGUCCGGAAGAUGCGGUCGUUCUACGUCAUCUUCGAUCGUGACCUUGACGGCUUAGUGCAGCGCGAGGAUUACGUGGACUGGCCGGUGGGGAGGGCGAACAAAAACAUGACCCCCGAGAAGGCCGAGUCCCUGUACGGCCUCGUGAGCAGCGCGUGGGACGUGUUUUGGGCAGGAGAAGAGAAAAGAAAGUCCGUCACCAUCGACCAAAUGGUCAAGGAGCACUCCCGAACCUUUGAUACGCAGUCCAGCUUCCACGAGUCCCUUGAAAAGUGGCUGGAGAUUUGCUUUGACGAUGUGGACGCCAAUGACGAUGGCUGCAUCACUCUGGAGGAGUACACCACGUUCCUGAAAUGCUACGGUGUUCACCCCUAUUCCGUCACUCCGUCUUUUGAAGCCCUUGACACCAACCACGACGGCCUGAUCAGCAAGGAGGAGUUUAAAAACGCCGGUCGUGAUUAUUUCAAAGUCACUGCCGAUACACCGGCCAAGUUGUUCUGGGGGCCAUUCAGAGCGUAAAUUGAAUACUUUAGGGGCAUUUA